Patella vulgata (common limpet) is the source of this 3837-nucleotide messenger RNA. RefSeq names its product syntaxin-2-like. Gene Ontology annotation, cellular component: membrane; endomembrane system; SNARE complex. Lineage: Eukaryota; Metazoa; Mollusca; Gastropoda; Patellidae. The record is from RefSeq and is a predicted model, not a curated record. The transcript has a single exon. Gene Ontology annotation, biological process: vesicle fusion; vesicle-mediated transport; intracellular protein transport. The coding region runs from base 234 to 1112 and encodes 292 amino acids. Gene Ontology annotation, molecular function: SNARE binding; SNAP receptor activity.
UCCAGCUAUGUCCUUGUCAAGUUGUGUGGACUAAUCCUUGUGUCUAUUCUUUGGCUCACCUGCUAUGAAUACACAUGUGUAUUUGUGUGUCUGAUAACACACAGAAAGAUCCAUGAUGCUAUUAUUACAAUGUGACCGUGUAAAUGAUGUAAUUCUGCUAUUUUAAAUUAUUUGUCAUCAUACAUAUAUAUACAUAUAUAUAUAUAGAUAACAGCGAUUGAUAAUUCUUAAAAAUGGUAAAGGAUAGACUCGAGGACUUGAAACAAAGAUCCAAGGAAUAUUCUAAAGUUCCGCUGAAAGAGAAAAAACCUCCGAAAGUCAUGGCAGACGGUCGAGGUAUACAGAAUUUUCUACACGAUGUGGAGAAGGUGGAAACAGAAUUAAAUUUACUCAAAGAAAAAGUUGAAAAUAUGAAAAAAAUUCAGCUGACGAUUUUGAGCAGUCCAUUCGGUCAGGAUAACAAGAAACAAUAUGAAAAACUUGUGGACGUUAUUCGCAAGGAUUCGUCUAAAAUACGGAAAAGUUUAAAGAAUAUUGAAGGACAAGUCGAGGAAAAUCCUAAAGAAGAAAACUCGGCCUUAAAUCGUAUCCGCUCUGAACAAUUAAAUCGUCUAACUUUAGGGUUAGCGCAAACAAGUAAUGACUUCUUUACCGCGCAAAGUGAUUAUAUGGAAAAGAUAAAAGUGUUGGUUAGAAAACAAUGCGAUAUCGCAAACAAGGGCGAUUCCGAGUUACAAGAAAUUCUGGAUGCGGAAGGCGAUUUUAAAGUGUUCACGCAGGAUUACAUUACGGAUGUGCAGGAUGCGGAAGAACAGUUGCGUAUGAUCGAGGAACGUGAUAAGGAUAUUCAAGCAUUAGAGAAGAAUAUCUGUCAGGUUAACGAAUUAUUUAUCGAUAUGAGUGUGUUAGUUUCGGAACAAGGGGAGACGAUUGUGAAUAUUGAAAAACAAGUUCUCGAAGCCUCGUCAAAUGUUGUAGGUGGAAAGGAUCAAUUAAGACAAGCGGAAAUAAGCAGAAAAAAAAGUCGUAAAAGAUGUUGUUGCUUUAUUGGAAUCGGUAUUGUGGCUGCUUUAUUAGUUGCUGCAAUUAUUGCAGGAAUUAUUCUUUCAUAAGUUUCAAUAAAGUUUAAAAUUUAUAACUGCUUAUGAUAGGUCCCACUGUCGUACGUUGUGUUACGCUAGGAUUGUCGUUAUUGAGUCCAUUAUCGGCUACGUGCAAAUAUGUUCGGAUACGAUCAACACGAUUACUACGACUGACUUCAAUAUAUAAUAAGACAUGAUAGGAUCGCCACGAUUACUCCACGAUUAAUGCUAGGUUCCCACUGCGUUACGAUAGAUUGUCCCUAUUGAGUCCACGAUUUGGUUUGUGCAGAUACGUUCGGAUACAUUUUGAUACAAUCAAUACGAUUGCUACGACUGACCUCAAUAUAUAAUAAGACCUGAUAGGAUAACCACGAUUACUCCACGAUUGAAACCAAGAUUUUAAUCGUAGCAUGAAUCGUGAUAGUGGGAACCUAGCAUUAAAAAUACCUUUGUCAAGAUCAGUGAAGUGUUUAAUGCCAUAAUACUUUAAACAGUUCGAAACAAACAUAGCAUAAUAUAAUUAUUAUUUCAAUGUGCAAUGCAGAGUAUAUGUAUGAGGGGUGAAAGAGAGAGAAAUGGAAUUUAACGCCCACUCGACACAAACUAGGUCAUUUUGGGACUAACAUAAUUCGCAUGUGCUUAGGGGUCUUUAGGAGUGGUAGGUAGGAAACCGGAGGACCCGGAGAAAACGUACGAGGUUGGACAGGUGACUCUACUCCUUGUCACGUACAACUGGGGAAUCGAAACCAUGCCACUUGACUCACUGACAGACCUUAUGAUGCAAGGCAUACACUAACCAUUUGGCUAUCUCUCUCUCUCUCUCUCUCUCUCUCUCUCUCUCUCUCUUUCAAGGAUUCUUUUUACCUACAUUCCAAUGUCAAUUAAUGUAUGUGCUCACAUAUGAAUAUUGUACGUAAUAUCGCCUAUCACAUAAAAGCAAUAUAUAUUGAGAAAUGUUUCAUACAGUAUAUCCACAUAUGUUAUUGAAUAUUAUUAAAUACUAGAGUUGUAUGAUGAAUCAAUAAAAACUGUAUUUAUAUUUUAUUUAUAACAUAAAGUGGCUAGAUCUCUUUGAUUUGGAUAAAAAAAUAAAUUUGUCGCGAUAUAUUGAUUUGUAUUGUUCGAAGACACCUGUCUUCAUUUAAAAUUUGAUGUCUAUAGGCAAAGUCAGUGUUGAGAUCCAAUCAAUUGGUUUUUUUUAUGUUGACAAACUAAGCCAUGACGCAGUAAGACAAAAAAAUUGUUGAACAAACAAACUUGCUAUCAAUUAUGUUUUUUAUGUUGACAAACUAAGCCAUGACGCAAAUAAGACAAAAAAUCGUUGAACAAACCAACUUAAAAUUUUACUUUUUAAAACAAAAUGAAAGUAGAAUGAUAUACGGUUGGAGCAUGUCUCAUCAAUAACAAGAAAACCAGGCUGAUCAACUAAUUAAAUACUUUAUCAUGACAUACAUCAAAGAGGUUUAGUUGGGGUUAGGUGGCCAAAUUAUGAUCAUGAGGUCUGCCAUUGAAUCAACUGGCGUGGUUUCAAUUCCUCGCUUUUUACGUGACAAGGACCAAGGUCUCCUGUCCAACCUUGUUGGUUUCCUCCUACUGCUAAAGACCCCCACGCAAAAGCGAAUCAUUGAAAUAAAAUUGAACUAUAUGUUAGUCCCGAAAUGACAUAGUUUGUGUCAAGUGGGCUUCAAACCCCCUUCAAGGGGCAGAUCUCUAAAAUUAAAAAUCUACCAUACAUAUGGUUACAUUGUGAUUGUAUUAUGAUUAGCUUAUUGGAACCGCUUUCCCAGGUGUUGACCUAGAAAAUCACCCCGUUUUUCCUGCCUGGUUUCGCCUCUUGUCAGUGGUGCAGGAUGGAGAGCCUGGCAAGAAAAGGCUGUCUAGUUGUUAGGAUAGAAGGAAAAAACUUGUAUACCAUCAACAGCACGAUAAAGAUCUCCCGACAGAGAGAGAUCAAAAUGCGAGUAGACAACACCAUCAUAGCCAAAUUAGGGGAGUUGGAAGGGUGAAUGGUUAGCACGUGCGCGCGGUAUCAUAAAGUCUGUCAUUGAGUCAACUGGCGGGAUUUCGAUUCCCCGGUUGUACGUGACAAGGAGUAGGGUCGUCUGUCCAACCUCGUGGGUUUUCUCCGGGUCCUCCGGUUUCCUCCCACUGCUAAAGACCCCUAUGCGGAAGCGAAUCAUUGAAAUAAUAUUAAACCAUAUGUUAGUCCCGAAAUGACCUAGUUUGUGUCGAGGAGACAUUAAACCCCAUUUCUCUCUCUCUCAUAGUCAUAGCCAAAUUAUGUCAUGGUUGGUAAAUAUAGCCCAUGUGAAGACAUAAUAAUAAUAAUGAUAUAAUAAAAACAUUAUUUUAUGCGGCAAGUUAUUUAGUUUGCAAAAUAACUAAUCUUCCACAAGUUCCGCCGUAGCUACGAAUUAAGACAUAUAUACAUGUAACAUCAGGAUAAAUUCAAAAUGUGAAUUUUGCCUCAAGACUUAGAUGUAUUUUAUAAUGUGCAAUAAAGCCAUUGCCUGUAGGCAUCAUUAUAGAUUUAACGUUAUGUCACUGAUUAAGGUAUGGUUAUUUAUGACAAUAUUGAUCGUUUAUAAUAAAACUUAUUAGUUGGGUUCUUUCUAGUGUGACAAUAUUUAUUUGUUAAAUUAUUUCAUGCACACCGAUUUCUUACCUAAGAAAUAACCAGUUUAAGCGUGACAUAUUAUUACCAUUGGUAGAGUCAAACUACACUAUGAAAAGCUUAAUUGUUAGAGUAGCUAGC